UGGACGAUGUGUGAGAGAGACAGUGUGACCGAGUCAGUAAAAUGGCAGUUAGAACUUCAUCUCUGGGUGAGGAGCUCUGUUGUUCCGUGUGCUGUGACAUCUUCAAGGACCCUGUAGUCCUGGGGUGCAGCCACAGCUUCUGUAGAGUCUGUCUGCAGCGCUGCUGGAAAGAGAAGAGCUCUCGGGAGUGUCCUAUCUGCAGGAGGAAGUCCUCUAAGGAAAUUCUCCCUGUUAACCUGGUCCUGAAAAACAUUGUGGAAGCCUACGUACAGGAGACGGCUGAGAGUGAAGCUGCAGAGAAGAGUGAAGCUCACUGCAGUCUCCACGGAGAGAUUCUUCAGCUCUUCUGUGAGGAGGACCAGGAGGCUGUCUGUGUGGUGUGUCUGACUACAAAAAUUCACUGCAACCACCAGCUUUCUCCAUUAGAAAAGGCUACAAAAGAUCUGAAGGAAGAACUCAAGACUGCACUGAAUCCUAUUAAAGAAAAGCUGGAGAGAUUCACUGAAGUUAAACAAGAGUGUGAGAAAACAGCUGAACACAUCAGGAGUCAGGCCCAGAACACAGAGAGGCAAAUAAAGGCAGAGUUUGAGAAGCUCCAUCAGUUCCUGAGAGAUGAAGAGGAGGCCAGACUAGUUGCACUGAAGGAGGAAGAGGAGCAGAAGAGUCAGAUGAUGAAGGAGAAGAUAGAUAGCAUCACAAGACACAUCUCCACACUUUCAGACAAAAUCACAGCUAUAGAGAGCAGCAUGGACACUGAAGAUGUCUUUUUCUUAAAGACCUACAAGGAUACCAAGAGAAGAGCCCAGUGCACACUGCAGGAUCCACAGCUGCUUUCAGGGGCGCUGAUAGAUGUGGCCAAACACCUGGGCAAUCUGAGGUUCAGAGUCUGGGAGAAGAUGCUGGGGAUGGUGCAGUACACUCCUGUGACUCUGGACCCCAACACUGCACAGUUCUGUCUCUCUCUGUCUGAUGAUCUGACCAGUGUGAGACACACCAGAAUUAAACAACGGGUUCCUGACAUCCCAGAGAGGUUUAAACCCUGUGGUUGUGUGUUGGGCUCUGAGGGGUUUACCUCAGGAAAACACAGCUGGGAGGUGGCAGUAGGGGACAAUCUUCAGUGGGAUGUAGGAGUGGCUAAAGAGUCCAUCAACAGGAAGGGGGAAAUUACAUGCAGCCCACAGGGAGGUUUCUGGGCUCUUGCUCUGAGGAAUGGUGAUGUGUAUAAAGCAGCAGGAGUCAAACCUCUCACACUGAAGAGGAAACCCCAGAGGAUCAGAGUGCAGCUGGACUAUGACAGGGGGAAGGUGUCCUUCUAUGACCCCAGUGACAUGUCACACAUCUACACAUUCAAAGACAAGUUCACUGAGAGACUCUUUCCAUAUUUCUCUCCUUAUAUACUCACUGUUGGAAGAAACCCCGGGGCCCUGCAGAUCUGCCCAUUUAAAGCAUCCGUGACACUGAUGUCAUCCCAGUGAAUGUGUCUAUACCAAGCAGGCCAUGCCAAUGAACAUGUCUGUAA
Megalops cyprinoides (Indo-Pacific tarpon) is the source of this 1519-nucleotide messenger RNA. RefSeq names its product zinc-binding protein A33-like. The transcript is spliced from 6 exons. NCBI's taxonomy places the organism in Eukaryota, Metazoa, Chordata, Actinopteri, Elopiformes, Megalopidae. Gene Ontology annotation, molecular function: zinc ion binding; protein binding. The coding region runs from base 42 to 1475 and encodes 477 amino acids. The record is from RefSeq and is a predicted model, not a curated record.